AGUAACUCUAAAGUGAAUCCGGAAAAGUACACGUAAGUUGUAAUCAGAACAAUAUAAAUAUUUGUAAAUGACGGAAUAACAACUAGACAAUAUGGAUGCUCAAACACAAGAUGAGACGGGGGAAAGUAAUGUUCAUCCUGAUAGAUUAGUGAAUGAAAACCCUCUAUCUGGACCUUUUUACACAGUUAUAGAGUUUAUUCAGAGUUAUGGCUGGAUCAUAUUGUUUGGUCUGGUUGUUUGCCUGUACAUCAAGAGUAAACUGUCACCUACUGUCAGAAAAUACAAACAAAAAAUCGAAGACACUAUAGAAAGUAAAAAAUUUGAUUCAUCAAAGGCUCAGUCACGUUUGGAGGCAAUGGACGCAGCACGUCAGAGGAUGCAAGCACAGCUAGAUGCUCAGGCAGCGAGGCAUGCUGAACAAAUGAAACAGAAGGAAGAGGAGAAAAGAAAACAAAAAAUAGAAGAUUGGGAAGGUCAUACUCAAGGAAAAGGUUACAGAUCAAAAUAUAAACCGAAAGAGGAACAGUCAACUAGUGCCAGUUCUUUAAAAACAGAUAAGAAGAAACCAUUAAGAUCCUCAGAUUACAAUCCUUUGACUGGGGGUGAUGGAGGGUCGUGUGCCUGGAGACCGGGUCAGAGACGAGGGGGUGCCGGAGGAGGAUGAGGUUAAUUUCCUGUGUGUUCUACAGGUCACAUGACUAAUGACAUCAUAUGUCAUGUGACCUACCAGUGAUAUAUUCAAUUCUAGAUUUGGAAUCAAGGCUUUGUGUUAAAAUAUGUUUUUCUUUAUUUAUGUAUAUGUGUGUUAUACUGUUUUUAAAAGAAGAAAGUGAAUCGGUCAUGGGGAAAUAAUAAAUAGAAUGUAUGAAAAGAUUAUUGAAAGUAUAUGUGAAAUAUAAAGAUUUAGAUAAGUAUUAAGCCUAUGAACUUACAAUAUAUUAUGGCAUGAUACAUGUUUAUGGUUAUAGACAUUCUUGUGUUGAAUUUAAUUAUAGAAGUUCUGAGUUAUCAAAAAAUAUGUUGUACACCUUUUUGAACUCCAGGAUGCAUGUAUUGUGUCAUUGAAUUAUCGUAUAUUGAUCUGAAUUUUGACUGUUGAUUCAGAUUUAUAGUAAAAUUCCUUGUAAAUGCCCCAACUUAACAAAAUUGAAAUUUGAAAAAGAAAAAAAAAAGGUAGACUUACAAAUUAGGUCAUUCAGUUAUAUUCUAUAGUCCUAAGUUUUUAUUAUCAAAUAUAUGCAUCCAAACACUGGAACAUUUGUUCUUUUAUUGCCACUUUUAAUUAUGCAUAAUAAACACCCCCUAAUUGUAACAAGUUAGAUCUCAGGGGAGCAUUUAUUAGGAAUUUUACAGUAUUGGAAGGAAGAUGAUGUAUGAUUUAAUUGUGGGCAGCUGUGAUAUUGUAAUUUGUUAUUUAACAUUUGAUUUUGAAGCUAGAAUUGAGUAUAUUUUGAACACACAGUUUUAUAAAGCCUAGGGUCUGAUAUUGCUAGAUAUUUUUUUGCAUGUUGUAAUUUCUGGAAAUACUGUCAAAAUCCAUUUGUAUUUUGGUUCACAAUAACUCAUUACUUUUUCUUUAAUAAUUUCACCAUCUCUUUAAAGGAAAAAAAAUCUUAUACAAGUCUGUAGAUGACAGCAAAAGUUCAAGUUAAUACAGUAAAUUGUAGUUCAAGUUAAAAGUUCAAAGGAAUUAUAAAGUUAUAAAAUAUCAACAACAUGGAGAUGGGAGAAAAAUACUUGUUUCUUUUGUAAUGAUAUAAUUUUUUGUUCACUCAUAUAGAAGCUUGAUUUGUUCUUUAAACAAUAAGCGUCUUUAUGACUGAUAUUUUGAUGGAAUUUGUAGAUUAUUUUGGUUUACAAUUGCUUCGGUAUUAAUUUGUUAACUUUAAUAGAAAUAUUGUUCUGAUUUGAUGAUCUAUUUAACAACCAAUCUUCCUUAAUCUAAUAUCUACAAAAAUUGAUAUAGAAAAUCAUACAUUAUGGAUUUUUGCAGUAUCUCCUUUCAGUUAUUUUGAACAGUUGUAUUUUUGUAACUAAAUAUUUCAUUAAUAUUAUGCAAUAUUUAGAGAUACUGUUUAGAUAACUGAUAUUACAUGUACAUGUAUUAAUAUCGUAAUGAAGUUAAGUCUGUAAAGAGUCGGUAGAUUCUUGGACUUAACUGAUGAAGCAUUGUUACCCCUGGCAAAAUAUAUACAUGUACCUACCUGUAUAACAUGUAUAUUUUGGAAUUUGAGAAUUCACGGUUGCACAUCCAGUCAUAUGUUUAUGAUAUAGAUAGUUGAGAAAUUAAUAAGGCAGCACAUCCAUAUUUGACACACUAAUAUCAUAGUGAAAUUCUAUGUUUAGUUAUAUUACUUAGUGAUUUUUUUUAACUAUAUGGAUCAUUUUAAAGAUGCUAUUUCAAAAAAGUUAAAAAUAUUUAAAGAAUUAAGGGUAUUUACAUAAAAAUGAUAAAUUGACUGUUCUGGCUUUAAACUUGUGGACUUGUUGGAACAAUUAAAAAGCACUACUAUGGUGCUUAUGGUAAAAUUUGGUUAUAUCAAAGAUAAUGAAAAUGCCCUGAAGCAAGUGAAGAUUCACUUUCAUUGGCAGAUAACUAAAAAAGUAGGAUCUUGAAUCCGAUUUCUUUUUCUUCAAAAAUUAUGAUUCUUUUUAAUCAUACAAAAUUUAAGAAAAAUUUGUUCACUUCUUUUUCUAUGUAAAAGUGAAGUAACUAAAAUUUUUGCUUCUUUUCCUAUGUAAAAGUAAAGAAACUAAAAAAUUUGCUUCUUUUCCUAUGUAAAAGUGAAGAAACUAAAUUUUGCUUCUUUUCCUAUGUAAAAGUGAAGAAACUAAAAAUAUUGCUUCUUUUCCUAUGUAAAAGUGAAGAAACUAAAUUUUGCUUCUUUUCCUAUGUAAAAGUGAAGAAACUUAAAAAUUUGCUUCUUUUCCUAUGUAAAAGUGAAGAAACUAAAAAAUUUGCUUCUUUUCCUAUGUAAAAGUAAAGAAACUAAAAAAUUUGCUUCUUUUCCUAUGUAAAAGUGAAGAAACUAAAUUUUGCUUCUUUUCCUAUGUAAAAGUGAAGAAACUAAAAAAUAUUGCUUCUUUUCCUAUGUAAAAGUGAAGAAACUAAAAAUUUUGCUUCUUUUCCUAUGUAUAAAUUGAAGAAACUAAAUUUUGCUUCUUUUCCUAUGUAAAGUGAAGAAACUAAAAAAUUUUCUUUUCCUAUGUAAAAGUGAAGAAACUUAAUUUGCUUCUUUUCCUAUGUAAAAGUGAAGAAACUAAAAAUUUUGCUUCUUUUCCUAUGUAUAAAUUGAAGAAACUAAAUUUUGCUUCUUUUCCUAUGUAUAAAUUGAAGAAACUAAAUUUUGCUUCUUUUCCUAUGUAUAAACCUAUGUAUAAAUUGAAGAAACUAAAUUUUGCUUCUUUUCCUAUGUAUAAAUUGAAGAAACUAAAUUUUGCUUCUUUUCCUAUGUAAAAAGUUAAGAAACUAUAGGAAUCUCACAUGCCAAUAUCUUGCUUUUUUGCUUGAAUUUAUUUUUGAAAAAAUACUGUUCAAUUGUGGAAAUGGGUAUGCUGCCUUUACUUUGAGUGCCUUCUUCACAAGUUAUCCCCUGUUUGAUAAUUUGUCAUCAGUCUUUGAUAAAGUUUUGGCACUAAACUACUAAACUUGGAAACUUUGUUUUUAUUGUAUUAUUGUUUAACUUUAUAUGAUUUUAUGUGUUUUUCUCAAGUCAUAUGUUUUAAUUUUUACAUUAUCCAAGUUUUGUGUCAUACAUGUGUUUUAUGUCAUAAUUAUGUCAUUAAAGCCAUUAUUGGGUAAACAGAA
Messenger RNA from Ruditapes philippinarum (Manila clam), 3808 nucleotides. RefSeq names its product selenoprotein S-like. Bases 92 to 664 code for a protein of 190 amino acids. The record is from RefSeq and is a predicted model, not a curated record. Lineage: Eukaryota; Metazoa; Mollusca; Bivalvia; Venerida; Veneridae. Gene Ontology annotation, biological process: retrograde protein transport, ER to cytosol; endoplasmic reticulum unfolded protein response. The transcript is spliced from 6 exons. Gene Ontology annotation, cellular component: endoplasmic reticulum membrane; Derlin-1-VIMP complex; Derlin-1 retrotranslocation complex.